AUGUUGGAUGCUGUAGCUGCAAUUGGCCUUGGUUAUAAACAACCUACUUACAAUGCUAUGCAUGUGAAUUUAUUGAGAGAUGCUAAGAAGGAAGUCCAAUUACUUGUUGACAAUUAUAAGAGUAUUUGGGAAGAGGUUGGAUGUACAUUAAAGGCUAAUGGUUGGACUGAUACUUGCCAUAGGUCAUUGAUUAAUUUUCUCGUAUACUUUCCUAAAGGUGUUUGCUUUAUAAAAUCAGUGGAUGCUUUAGAUGUUGUAGAGGAUGCCUUUACAUUGUUCAAGUUGUUUGAGGAAAUGGCUUUAUGGGUUGGUCCAAACAGUAUUGUCCAUGUUGUCACGGAUAAUGGAGCAAAUUUUAAAGCUGCUGGAAGAAUGUUGUCUGAGAAGUAUGAGAAUAUUACUUGGUCGCCUUAUGCAGCACAUUGCAUAAAUUUAAUUUUGAAAGAUAUAUCUGAGCUGGACCACAUAGUGCAUCUUGCAAAAUGUGCUUCUAAAGUAACCAAGUUUGUGUAUAAUCACACAAUUUUGAUAGCUUGGUUGAGGAAAAGAGAGGGUUGGAAAGAAAUCAUACGAUCGGGUGCAACUCGGUUUGCUACUACUUUCAUUGCAUUAAGAAGUCUACAUGAGCACAAACAUGACUUGCAAGCUAUGGUGACUGAUAGGUUUUUUGUGGACUCUCGAUAUGCUAGAAGUAGUAAAGGCAAGAAUGUUAUUCCCAUAAUUCUAGAUAAUGAAUUUUGGGAUGACAUGGGUUUAGUUUCCAAAAUUGUGGCUCCUUUGAUGCGUUUGUUACGGACUGUAGACUCAGAUGAGAGACCUGCAAUAGGAUAUGUGUAUGAUGGCUGUCAGUAA
Pistacia vera is the source of this 852-nucleotide messenger RNA. RefSeq lists its product as uncharacterized. Lineage: Eukaryota; Viridiplantae; Streptophyta; Magnoliopsida; Sapindales; Anacardiaceae. The coding region runs from base 1 to 852 and encodes 283 amino acids. The record is from RefSeq and is a predicted model, not a curated record. The transcript has 2 exons.